AUCUCAUCAUCUCUAUCCUUUCUACAAUAAAAACACCCUCCUCGCUGCCAACUAACGCAAACAAAACUCACAGCCUUUCUUUAGAGAGAGAAAAGGAGAAGGGAGAAAAACAGAUUCUAGAGAGAGAAAAAAACAGCACUAACCAAACAACAUCUAACAUGGCGGCAACAGUGUCUUCUCCUUGGGGAAAACCCGGCGCGUGGGCUUUAGACGCCGAGGAACACGAGGACGAACUCAAACAAGAACGAUUGGAUUCUCAACAGGAUAAGGAAUCUGAUUUCCCUUCUUUAUCGGUCGCCGCCACCAAACAGCCCAAAAAGAAGAAGAACCAAACCCUAUCUUUAGCCGAAUUCGCUACUUAUAGCUCCGCUGCGGCGUCUCAGCAGCCGAGCCAGCACUCGAGAGGGCUUACACAUGAGGAUCUCCUCAAUCUCCCCACUGGGCCCCGCCAGCGCUCCGCCGAGGAGCUUGACAGGUCGCGGCUCGGCGGCGGGUUUAAAUCGUAUGGAAUGAAUAGCCGAAACGGUGAUGAUGCGGGGAAUUCCCGAUGGGGUGGUGGUGGAAAUUCUAGGGUUUCUAGUAGGGAUAGGGAUUCGAGUCGUGAAUUAGUACUGUCUCGUGCUGAUGAGAUUGAUGAUUGGUCCAAAACGAAGAAAUCUCCUUCCUUUGGAAAUGAAAGGAGAGAGAGGAGCUCUUCCUUUUUUGAUUCACAGUCUAAAGCCGAUGAAUCGGAUAGUUGGGUGGCAAAUAAGCCCAUGGAGACACGGAGAUUUGGUGGUGGUGGUGGUGGUGGUGGUAGUAAUGGUGGGUUUGAGAGGAGAGGGAGUUUUGACUCGUUGUCUAGAGAUAGAUAUGGGUCUAGCAAUGGUGGUGGUGCAGCGGAUUCAGAUAAUUGGGGAAGGAAGAAAGAGGAUAGUAACGGAAUGGGAAGUGUAAGCGGAAUUGCAAGGCCAAAACUUGUAUUGCAGCCGCGUUCCCUUCCCAUCAGUAAUGACAAUGGUGUGGGUAUGAAGCCAAAAGGGUCUAGCCCAUUUGGUAAUGCGCGGCCAAGAGAGGAGGUCUUGGCGGAGAAAGGGAAAGAUUGGAAGGAGAUUGAUGAGAAACUGGAGUCUGUGAAGAUUAAUAAUAAUAAUAAAGAAGUGGAAAAAGGGGAGAGAGGUAAUGCUGCAUCUUUUGGACGGUGGAGCUUUGGUAAUGGGCAUGGCGGUUCUGGUAAUGAGCCAAGGACCUGGAGGAAGCCUGAUGGUGCUGAUUCAAACUCUCGUCCUGAGAGUGCUGCUGGAAGUGAGAAUGGUCAUGCUUCGGAGGAUGGGCGUAUCACAGAGGAUGAACACCCUGCAGCAAACUGAACAUCGAGUUUUACACAUUGGGAUGCCGAGAGAUAUUGAUGGAGAAAAAGAAAUGAGUAGAGGACACUGAAUUUAUUAGUAGCCAAAAUGUUUUGUUUGUACGAGUUUUGCCACAACUGUCAAGACUGUAACAGACAGUGUGGAGACAAUUUUGAUAGGCAUUUAAAGUUAUUUAACACUGAUUGGGGCCUUAAUGGCUUGUUCUGUAGCUGGCGUUGGGAUUGAGAAUUGUCUUUGUUAUUCAAUUACUAGUUUUUCGUAUUCAAUUUUGCCCAGAGCUGAGUGUUGAUUUUUGAUUGUUGGAACAUUCUGUCUAUAAUAAAUUAAAAGCUGCUACUCGUUGCAUUUUACA
Molecule: messenger RNA, 1701 nt
Organism: Ricinus communis (castor bean)
Lineage: Eukaryota; Viridiplantae; Streptophyta; Magnoliopsida; Malpighiales; Euphorbiaceae
Product: eukaryotic translation initiation factor 4B3
Exons: 2
Coding region: 159-1349 (396 amino acids)
Molecular function (GO): mRNA binding; translation initiation factor activity
Source: RefSeq, a predicted model, not a curated record